GAAGAGUUGCAGAGAAGAGGAAAACGACAAGAAAACCAAGAGGAUAACAUGCAAAACACAAGCCUUCCGAGAACCUCCCCUUCUCCCUCCCAUGGAGCUCGUCCUUCCACCCUUCUCUUCCCUCCUCCCCAAAUCCCAUCAUCACCCACCCCAGCCUCUCUCUCGGGCCCGCCAUGGCCGCCUCCAAGAACCGAUAAUGGCACUCGCUCAAGCUCCGCCGCUCCCACUUUCGCUUCAAGAAGCCAGGAGCGUCCAUGUCCCCCACCGUGCCCGCCCCGUCGAAGAGCCUGCAAGAGCACAUCCGUCCAGUUCCAUCGCUAGCGAGGAGCCCCGUUUUGUCUCGGAGACAAAACUCAUCGCUUUUCAUUCAUCUGCGGGGCGUCUUGACGACGCCCGCAAGGUGUUUGAUGGAAUGAGUCACAAGGACCUGCUCGCCUGGUCAUCCAUGAUCGGCGCGUACGCCACCAGGGGCAUGUUUGAUGAGGUCCUUGUGCUCGCGGUGAAGAUGGUCAGCGAAGGUGUGCUCCCGGACAGGUUCUUGAUCACUCGGAUUUUGCAGGCGUGUGCGUAUGCCGAGGACCUGGAGCUUGGGACAGUGCUGCAUUCCAUGGCUAUCCGGAGAGGGUUUAUGGGGAGAGAGAAGGACGUACCUGUUAGUAACUCGGUGCUGGUGAUGUAUGUCAAAUGUGGAGAAUUGGGAUUUGCACGUGUGGUGUUUGAGAAGAUGGGGCGCCGGGACUUGGGCACAUGGAAUUCAAUGAUUUUUGGGUGUUGCCGGUCUUGCAAGUGGGAGGAGGCACGGAGGCUUCUCGAUGAUAUGAGAAAGGAAGGGAUAGAGCCGGGGGUUGUCACAUGGAAUACAUUGAUUUCGAGCUAUGCUAGGUCUGGUGAUCUUAAUGUGGCCGUGGAACUGCUGGAACAGAUGGAAGAGUCUGGAGUAGAACCAGAUGUUGUUACCUGGACUAGCCUCGUGUCAGGUUUCGUGCAUAGUGAUAGAGGGGUUGAGGCACUUCAAUGUUUCAUCCGAAUGCGUCUCGCGGGAGUUGAACCAAAUGGCAUGACAAUUGCAUGUGCUAUCUCAGCUUGUGCAAGUUUGAAGUUACUAAACCAGGGAAGCAUGCUCCAUUGCCAUGCCAUUAAGGUUGGGAGCGUAAAAAAUGUGCUCUCAGGGAACUCCUUGGUUGACAUGUAUGCAAAAUGUGGAGAAACAGUUGCAGCUAGUAGAAUAUUUAAUCAGAUACCCGAGAAAGAUAUUUUCUCUUGGAAUUCAAUGGUUGCAGGGUAUGCACAAGCGGGGUAUUGUGGCAAAGCGUAUGAACUCUUUUGUAAGAUGGAAAAUUAUGGUAUCCGACGCAAUGCGAUAACCUGGAAUACAAUGAUAUCAGGGUACAUACGAAAUGGGGACGAUGAGAGAGCUUUUGAACUAUUCCAGACGAUGGAAAGUUAUGGAGUAAAAAGGGAUACUGCUUCAUGGAACAUACUCAUUGCCGGUUCAGUGCAUAAUGGAUAUUUUGAUAGAGCCCUAAGGAUAUUUCGGCAGAUGCAAGCAGUUCUGAUCAAGCCUGACUACAUUACAGUCCUAAGUAUCAUCCCUGCAUUUGCAAACCUGGUUGCUGCGUGGAAAGUGCGGGAGAUCCAUGCCUGUAUUUUCCACCACAACUUAGAAAUAGAUGGUAAAAUUGCAAAUGCACUUAUUAAUGCCUAUUCAAAAUCUGGCGAUCUUGCUGGUGCUUGUGCUGUUUUUGAUAGGCAUUCCUCAAGGAACAUUAUUUCUUGGAAUUGUAUCAUUGUUGCGCAUUUGCUACAUGGUUCUCCAACUGAAGUAUUGAAUCACUUUUAUAAAAUGAAGCAACAAGGUGUGCUGCCAGAUCAUACAACUUUGACAGCUGUUAUCAAAGCCUACGGUAUGGAGGCAAUGGUUUCUGAAGGGAGGGAAAUAUUUCUCAAUAUGGAGAAAAAUUAUAAUGUAACUCCAGAUUUAGAUCAUUACACAGCAAUGGUAGAUCUUCUUGGACGGUCUGGGAGACUGCAAGAAGCAUAUGAACUCAUAGACGAGAUGCCACUCACACCAAAUUUAACAGUGUGGGAGGCAUUACUAACCUCAGCAAUAAUGCAUGGAAAUGUAAGGCUAGCACACCUGGCUGCUACAGAGAUGUCAGAUAUUGAACCCAGCGAUCUUAGAAUCCAAAUGGUAGUUUCUGGUCUGCAAGAUCUAGCUGGAAAAUCUUUUGAUGUGCCAAAGUUAACGGUACACAACAAAGGAAGAAUGUUGGAUGGGAUUGAAUGUUGUUCAACAGAAAUAAAAAACAUAGUAUAUUUGUUCUCGACUGGUGAUAAUGUUGCCUCAGAACAUAUAGUGGCUGAAUUAGAGUUGAUAAUGAUGCAGAUAGGACUCUCUAUGCUUGACAUCAGUAGUGGAACCCUAGAUGUUGAAGAGGAAAAGGAAGAAGUUGCAGGAAUCCAUUGCGAGAAACUAGCAAUUGCGCUUGGGAUUUCUAAUUCCCCUCAAUUUAGAAGCAUACGCAUAAUCAAAACUACAAGGAUGUGCAACCAUUGCCACACCUUUGCUAAAUUAGUUUCAGAGAAAUAUGGGCGCCAGAUACUGAUCAAGGAUCCAAAAUGUUUGCACAAGUUUGAGAAUGGAAAGUGCUCCUGUGAAGAUUAUUGGUGAGUUGCUUGUAUGAGUUAACUGGGCAAAUGAGGCUGCCAGGUGGUUAGAUUGCUUCUGGUACAGUAAAUCACAGAGCUAACUUUAUGAACAGGUCUUGUUCAUCUUGUUUUAACAUCACAUACCCCAGGAGUUGCAUUGUCUCGCAUUGACAAUAAAUAGGUUAAAGAUUAGUCUCUCCAGGAAUUCUACGUUCAUAUAAAAUAUUAGUUGUUCUGGUAUCAGAUAACAAAGCCAUUCAGGUGAUGCAUACUCCCAGCUUUAGUGAACUUAUUGUGGACAAACUGGGAGAAGAGAUCACUGCAUGUGGUUGCUGAAGACCAUCAUUUUAGGAAACAUUUUGGCACACAUAUUUAUGUGUAUACUUCGAUCAUUUAUCCAUUUUACGGAAUGGCUGUGUGCCCCUAUUCAUAUGACAGAAGUGGUUCAUCCAUAAUCUCCAGUUCAGAAGCUUUAAACUGGCAAUGUCACCUCGAAGAGUGAGUAGUUUAUUGUAGAGAAGAUCCUUCCAGACAGUAGUCUUCAUCAGACCCUGCUGUGGCAAAUAGGAAUGACCUGCGAAUGUUUUGUUCAUACCAAAUGUAACACACCAUAAACCUUAGUGAUAGUGAUCUAGUAAGGUACAUAAGCUAUUGGCUACAUUAAUUUAUUCCAGCUAAUACAGAAUUAUUAACUUAUGUUGCGGCUCUCGCCCCUCUAGAAAUUCUUCUUGGGUGCUCUGUCCAACCUGACGUAGUAAAUUCAAGACAAGGACUGCUCACAUAUGUAGCAACGUUUGUAAAUUCUGUAAAAGGGAAAGAAAAUGCACUUGCUGAUUCAACAAGUAGAUUUGAGAAUUUUGUGCAAGUAGUUCUUGCAAAAUCCA
Messenger RNA from Brachypodium distachyon (stiff brome), 3533 nucleotides. RefSeq names its product pentatricopeptide repeat-containing protein At1g19720. Gene Ontology annotation, biological process: RNA modification. The transcript is spliced from 3 exons. Lineage: Eukaryota; Viridiplantae; Streptophyta; Magnoliopsida; Poales; Poaceae. The record is from RefSeq and is a predicted model, not a curated record. Bases 92 to 2671 code for a protein of 859 amino acids. Gene Ontology annotation, molecular function: RNA binding; zinc ion binding; protein binding.